ACUAGUUAUAGAUCAGUCUAGACUACUAGUACUAGAGACUACGGAUGGGUGCCUGGCCAUGAGGUUUGCGUGCUGGAUUGUUGUUCGGACUUAUCGAUGAUGUGUCAAGUAGUUCUCACAUUAUAGCUUUCAUCCUGUAAAAUGGGGAUGUUAAGAAGACUGCAGUUCUCUGUGCGUUAUUGCUGCAAAUGUAGAUAUAUCCCAGUGUUAAUUUGCUGUGUUUUUUUUACGCUGAGCAUCUUGUUGUAUUCAUCUACAUACAACACACAGUGCAGAACUGAAAGAGUUAUACAGAGUAGCCACCACGAACUGGUUAACAGGCAAGCCCCUGAUGACAAACCUUUUAAGGCUUCUCUUGUUAUUUUAAUAAUAUCCAGUCCUGAUAAUUUUCAUGUAAGAGAGACAAUCAGAAACACGUGGUUAAAAAAUGUUAACGACUUUAAUAUCUUAGCGAAAUUUGUUGUAGGGGGAGCUUCUCUUGACACACAAGCAAAGGAUAAGAUUGACAAGGAAGAAUCUAUCUUCAAGGACUUGAUAGUAUUAGAUGAUGUGUCUGAUUCGUAUCAAGAAUUGACCAAUAAAGUUCUGAAAGCAUUUCUUUGGUUAAAUUAUAAUGUUGAUUUUCAGCAUGUGCUAAAAGUGGAUGAUGACAGCUACGUAAGAGUGUCUAACUUAAUGUCAGAACUUCAGAAUAAACCGAAAGAAAAACUGUAUUGGGGAUUUUUCGAUGGAAGGGCCAAUGUGAAGGUCAGCGGUAAAUGGAAAGAAACAAACUGGAUAUUGUGUGAUAAAUAUUUGCCUUAUGCACGCGGUGGGGGUUAUGUUCUAUCAAGUGACCUAGUUUAUUUCAUAACAAGCAACCAUCCAUUGUUUCAACAUUACCUCAGCGAGGAUGUCUCCAUUGGCACUUGGUUAUCUCCUUUAAAAAUCUACCGUCACCAUGAUCAAAAUUUUGAUACAGAGUAUGUGUCUAGAGGCUGUUUAAACUCAUAUAUAAUUACACACAAACAGUCGGCUUCUAAACUGCAGGAACUGCAUGAUAAUUUAUUAACAUUAGGUCAACUUUGUAAAAAAGAAUAUAUUUUAAGGGGCUCCUAUGAAUACAAUUGGAGUUACCCCCCUUCAAAAUGCUGCAUGCGAGAAAACAUUCAAGAUGUUCAUGGCUGAUGUGGCAUGAGAAUAAUAUGCGGAAGUUUUCUUGGUGUGUUCAUUCUCCAGCCUCACCUCCAACUAUGCAUCUUGUGAUAAUAAGGAUGUCACAAAUUUCCAUCUGCUUGGAUCCUUCCAGACUGAUACAGGCCCAUGGAGAGGAGCUUCCAUAAACCUGGAGUUCCAUGAGUCUUCAAGUCUUAUGGCUAUUACAAAGAUAUUUAAAAGGAACUAGAUAGUAGAUUUCAAGCAUAUAAUUAGUAGAUUUAUAAUUAUUUCCCGAUUCCUACAUCUGAAUUUGAGCCAGAGAAAUAGAUAGAAAUAGAUGACUUAAUUUUAGUUGCUAGUUCCCUGGAACAUUACAAGCAUAAAUUAUUCUGAAGAUGUAUUCAUAACCCAAAACAAUUUUAUGUUAAAUUUUAAUUAUUAAUUUAAACUAGAAUGUUUUAUUUUUACUGAAUUAUAUGGUAGUCAUAUUAAAUUCUUUUUAUAUUUGUAAGAAAAGUCAUUUCAUUAGAAAUAUUUUGCUUUUUGAAGAAAGAUAAUACACAAUUUAUUUAUUUAAUGGAAUAGAACAACUAAAAAACUAAAAUAAAACAACUUUUUUUUUUACAUGACAAGAAGAUUGCCAGAAAACAGCUUUCUUUUGAAAUUAGGGUUAUUUCCUGAAUUUUGACCACAUUUAACUUGCCAAUAAGCAUAUACAAAGGCAGCCUUUGAUGGUGUUUCUUCAUAGCAUAACAUACUUUUGUUGACCUCAUGACUUAAGUCAGAUGUGGAUGUAAUAAUUUGUAAACUAUUUCUUGACUUGUACAUCUGAUUUCAGUUGUGUAUUAUUCUAUUUAAAAAAGAUUCUUUCAAUAAUUAUUUAAAGAUGCAUCGGCCCAUAUUCUUAUUAAUUACAGACAUUCUUUGACAUGCUGAUUCCAUUUGUUUAGUGACCCACAAUUGUCAUUGUAAGUGGACUCGAUUAGGUUUUAGAAUCAAAUGCUGGAGAACUAUGUAUCGAAAUAUCUUUGGCUGAAUUGUUAUAGUCUAACUUUCUUAUAAAGCCAUGUUGAUGUGGAUUAAAAACAAAACCUUUUUUUAAAAUGUCAAUGUCAAUACAAAAAUGUGUUCUUAUAAUUUACUAGCGAGAUUAGUUAAGUGUGCCAUAAAUGACUAGCGAGAUAAGUUAAGUGUGCCAUAAAUGACUUGCUUGCAAAGAUGUUCAGUCAAAAUCAAAGGAUGGCACAGUGUGUCUGAAAAAAAGCAAUGUCUGUAAUUCAUCAAAUAAGAUGUUUGAAUGUGGGCCUUGUUAGUCCAAAGCACAUUUCAUAUGGCCAGGUUGUUAUUGAUCAGUAUUUUAAAUAUUGGUGAUAAUUCUCUACUUAUUUUGAAUGUUUCAUUUGGUAUGUAGUUUCAUUCAGAUGCUUUAUUUUGUUUUAACAUUUGGAAACAUUAACCACAUUAACUUCCAUGAAGUGGGUUGUACAUUUACUAAGAAAACUGUGGCUUCAUCAUUGUGUUUUUCCUUUUGCUUAAAAAAAUACUGUUAUCUUAUUUUUUUUUUCAAUAUCUACAUCUAUAAUUACACACAGUUAAUGUAAUUGAUAUUUCAAUAUAUGGGUACUGUAGUAUAAAAGUAAUGCCAAGUUAAGUCUGUAAUGUUAUGUAUAGAAAUAUCUAUGUUCUUCCUAGAAGUCCACAGGUUACAGUCCAUGUAUUUCUCUGCCUUAAAAAAAUAUUUUUUUUUUUUCAAUGUCUACAUCUAUUACUCAAAAUGUAUGUAAUGGAUAUUUCAUUAUAGUAAAAGAGUAACGCAGAGUAACUAUGUAAUAUUAUGUAUAGAAAGUUCUAUUUUCUUCCUAGAAGUCCAAAGUCCAGGUUUUUCUCUUUGCAGCAAUGAUCUUAUGAAUGAAGAGAAAUAAAAACAAGAGCCCUCCAGUGCUAGUCUACUAAUUUAUUCUUACAUUAAUGACAAAAUACACAAAUAAUAAACAACAGAGAAAAUGACAAAUCUGAUCGAAACCAUUUGGAAACACAAAAAAAGAGCCACAAAAUAAACAUGAGAAAUUGAAAUGAUCACAUGAAAGUGAGAAAGUAUCAAAACAAAAAAAACACUAGUCAUAGGGUGCAUUCAUCCCUGCCCCCCACAAAACAGAACAUUUCAAUGUGUUAAAACUAGAUAGCCUAUAUAGGGCUACUGUAACUAGACAAGAGAAGUUUGUCACUAGCUGUAGUAUUCACACAGAACCCAGUCUAGUAGAAAGGAAACAAUGUUCAAGUGCUUACUACAUGGACAGCAAAUCAAUAUUGAAAGACAAAUAAAAACCCAGAUGACUGGUUUAAAAUAAAAAACAAGGAUUGAGACAAGACAUAAUUUCACCAUUCACAGAAAAAAUACAUAAUUCUAAGAGGGAAAAAAAAAAAUCAACCUUAACCAAAAUUUCUUAACACACCAAUACUAGAAAUUAUCUCUAAUAAAUGAAAAAAGAAACCAAUAAAUGCCUGAUUACAAAAGCAGCAAGUCAAUUAUUAAAACAAACAUUCAUAACCAAACUUUCUGAAGGAAAUCUGACAUACAAACUUAAUGUGUUACUGCUUAUUUAAGGACUAACAAAGAGAGUCCACCAGAAAUGAAACAAUACUUUAAGUAGUUCUAACAUAUUCACUUUAUAAAACCUCCCUCUAUGAAACAGCCAGUUCUUUAGAAAUAGACCUAAACAUGUCUCCAGGCCAGAUUUUUGUUUAUAUCAUAGAAAUAGAUCAUGUCAUGAGAUGUAUAGUGGGUAGAACCAAACAGAGGGUUGCUUAAGAGUUCAACGUAACCAUCUUAGUGAGAUCUCCAGGGUAAUGGAAGAUCACUUUAUGAUGCAUUGCACACAUAGUCUUGCCAACAGUACAAAAAAAGCUUUACUUAUAGAUGAAUUUCACAAAUUAGUAGGAUGAAAAGGGAAAAAAAAAAGGGUGGGGUGGGGGGAAACAUCAUGUGUACCAAAUGAAACAAAGACAUGAUCUGGAAUGUUAAAUCAUGACUAGCCAAUGAAUGAUCUGUAUCUCUACCAAACUGUUUUAAAACUUUAACUUUGUCACUAAGGAAACUAAACAAAA
Biomphalaria glabrata is the source of this 4242-nucleotide messenger RNA. RefSeq names its product beta-1,3-galactosyltransferase 6-like. The record is from RefSeq and is a predicted model, not a curated record. Gene Ontology annotation, biological process: glycosaminoglycan biosynthetic process. The coding region runs from base 142 to 1167 and encodes 341 amino acids. Lineage: Eukaryota; Metazoa; Mollusca; Gastropoda; Planorbidae. Gene Ontology annotation, cellular component: membrane. Gene Ontology annotation, molecular function: UDP-galactosyltransferase activity. The transcript has 2 exons.